This is a messenger RNA of Equus quagga, 5509 nucleotides long. RefSeq names its product transmembrane protein 185B (gene TMEM185B). The transcript has a single exon. NCBI's taxonomy places the organism in Eukaryota, Metazoa, Chordata, Mammalia, Perissodactyla, Equidae. The record is from RefSeq and is a predicted model, not a curated record. Bases 431 to 1483 code for a protein of 350 amino acids.
GCGGCCCGCUCGCUUCCAACGGGCCGGCCAGGAAGUCAGCAGCGCGCCGGGCCCCGGGCCGGAGUCGCCCGCGCCGUCCCUCCCGGCGCCUCACGCAGGAGCUGCCUUUCAGAUGGGUACGGAGUGAAGGCGGGCGGCGGGGCCAAGGCAGCGCCGGGCCCUCGGUCAUCGCACCGCCCGGGCCCGCGGGCCGCUGGGAGAGCGCGGGCGCGCACGCCACGCCCACCGCGCGUCCUACCGGGCCACGUGACCACGCACUCACGUGUUCCGGCUUUUGGCGCCGCGGUCGGACCCUCUUCCGGGCCGCCCUCGGCCGCUGCCCAGCGAGAGUCGACAUAGGCCGCAGGCCAGGCGCGGGAGGCGGCGGAGACGCGGCGAUCGCCGAGUAGGGCCGAGCAGCAGGCCCGGGCGCGCGGGCAGCAGCCUCGCCAUGAACCCCAGGGGCCUGUUCCAGGACUUCAACCCGAGUAAGUUUCUCAUCUACGCCUGCCUGCUGCUCUUCUCGGUGCUGCUGCCCCUCCGCCUGGACGGCAUCAUCCAGUGGAGCUACUGGGCCGUCUUCGCCCCCAUAUGGCUGUGGAAGCUCCUGGUCAUCGCCGGUGCGUCGGUGGGCGCGGGCGUUUGGGCCCGAAACCCUCGCUACCGCGCCGAGGGGGAGGCGUGCGUGGAGUUCAAAGCUAUGUUGAUCGCCGUGGGCAUUCACCUGCUGCUGCUCAUGUUCGAAGUCCUGGUCUGCGACAGGGUGGAGAGGGGGACCCACUUCUGGCUGCUCGUCUUCAUGCCACUCUUUUUCGUAUCCCCCGUGUCCGUGGCCGCCUGCGUAUGGGGCUUCCGACACGAUAGAUCGCUGGAGCUGGAGCUCUUGUGCUCUGUCAACAUCCUGCAGUUCAUCUUCAUCGCCCUACGGCUGGACAGGAUUAUCCACUGGCCGUGGCUAGUGGUGUUCGUGCCUCUGUGGAUCCUCAUGUCGUUCCUUUGCCUGGUCGUCCUCUAUUACAUCGUCUGGUCCCUCCUGUUCUUGCGGUCCCUGGAUGUGGUUGCCGAACAGCGAAGAACACACGUGACCAUGGCCAUCAGCUGGAUAACGAUUGUCGUGCCCUUGCUCACUUUUGAGGUUCUGCUGGUUCACAGAUUGGAUGGGCACAAUACGUUCUCUUAUAUCUCCAUAUUUGUCCCCCUUUGGCUUUCAUUAAUAACGUUAAUGGCCACGACAUUUAGGCGAAAAGGGGGCAACCAUUGGUGGUUUGGUAUUCGCAAAGAUUUCUGUCAGUUUCUGCUUGAAAUUUUCCCAUUUUUAAGAGAAUAUGGGAACAUUUCGUAUGAUCUACAUCAUGAAGAUAGUGAAGAUGCCGAAGAAACAUCGGUUCCAGAAGUUCCUAAAAUCGCUCCAAUGUUUGGAAAGAAGGCCAGGGUAGUUAUAACCCAGAGCCCUGGAAAAUAUGUUCCCCCACCUCCCAAGCUUAAUAUUGAUAUGCCAGAUUAAACUUAUUUCCUAGAGAGUGCCCACAAGAGGAAUAGAAACCACACGCACACACACUCCACCUUACUUCUGCCUCUGUUUGUCCAUCCCAAAUCUAGAACUAAAAACAGGCUCUAAACAGGAUCAUCUCACGCCUCGUUUGAAAUUGACGCCUAUCGGUAACUCGUCAGCAUGUGCUGUAGCCGUAGGCUAUUUUCAUAUAUGGCUGUGUGUGUGUGUGGUGCGUGCGCAUGUGUGCGAGAACUUGCUUUCCAGGUCGGUGCUUAAGGAGCUAGCUGGGAGCAGGAAGUUGGAUUUGUUUUAGUAGGUCUUCAAAUGGGAUAACUGCACAGCUGGAGGUUUGUUAAGGAGCGCUAUAUAUAUCAAAAGUAUUGUUUUAAAAAGUAUUUUUAUACACUGCUAGCCCAAAAUUGUAUUUCAGAUUGUGCCUGUCGUGACAUAAUCAAUAGCAAAUGUAAAGAAUUCUCUUUCCCACCACUUGUUUAUAAACCUCAUAGUUGUUAUUUUUAGUGUUCCUACUGUUAAAAUAGUUUUUCCUUGGGCUUUGUUGAGACUGGUCUUUAAUAGCCUAAUAGACGGAUUUUCCUAAUGCAGUGACUCCAUGCAUACAUGGUAUUUAUGUGAAUAUUUUAGCAAUGUGAUAUGUUAUGUUGAAUUCUAGUUCUGUGCAGUACAAUGCAUUAUGUUAAAGUAUUUUUUUAAGUUUGUAUGUGAAGCUGUAUGUUUCCCGCAGAUGUCCUUAAAGAUUGCUUCGAACCUUAAUAUGUACCUGGUGUGGGAUGAUACCAAAGUACUAGGCAUGAAUAUAGGGAUUGAAAAUCUCAAGGAUCUUAACAUUCAGGUGUUAAAUGACUCGGUCAGCACAGUUUUAAGGUCUCUCUUAGAAGAAGCAGCCACCAUCCUUUGGGAACAGGUGACGUGCUCCAGCGUGGUGCCAGGCCAUAAAGUGACACUGUUAUUUAGCACCUUGAAUUUUUCCCACACAGGUAACCGUCUCUUCGGGAACAACCAAAAUAAGCAACAAGUGGUUGUCCAUUUCUAAGAAUCUUAGAACAUUAGUUGGCCAUAAUAUAAAGUAUUACUUGUCAUUGGAAAGUUCGAGAGAGUGGCUUUAACCAAAAAUGGCCCACAGGAUCAGGUAUUCUUUUAAGGUCCAAACUUUUUGAUGUGUCAGCAACAGAGAAAUAAUAGUUCAGGUUAUUUUCUAAAUAAGUACAAUGUUUCUUUAGGUACUGGAGAGGACAAAAACCAGAUCCUGGAAGAAGAACGUUCCUCUUCCUGAGAACAAAUAAAUAUUUUCAAAAGGAGGUUAAAAUGAAAAAGAAGAUUGGUAUUACUGGGGAGAACAGUGGAGGGAAUCCAUUUUUAUUAUUAGCAACUUAGUAGAAAUGAUCUCUCUUGGACUCCAUAUGAAUUAAGUAAAUAGUUUAAUUUCCUUGGUGAGGGAGCGUGCCAGCAGCAGAAUCCAGCCUUGGGCACCUGAAAGCCUAGGGGGGCUGCAGCUCAGUUUAAAGAGCCAGGACGAGCCAAAUUCACACACACACACUGCCAGUUUACACCAGCCGUGAGCAUGUGGGAAGCAGCCCUGAGCAGCAGUGGGUGUGACAUUUAUUUCUCAAAGAAGGAUUCAUUCAUUGAGUCUCUCAGAUAUUUAUUGAGGACCUACUCGGAGCCAGACAUGGUGCUAGGAAGUGCGGUACAUUAGAGAGCAACACAAAUGUGGCCCCUGCCUGCACACACACAGUGGACAAUUAAAAGUGCUCAGGACAGAGCCUACCUGGGGGAGGGAACAAGAGCAGGGUAUGCAAAAUGCCUGGAAGGAAGCUGCUGGCCUCAGGGUGACCUUCUCUGGGAACUUCAGGCCCCUCGGUUUUCAGGAGCCCGGUGCCCCGAGUUACCCCUCCACCCCCAAAUAAUAUCUCAAAGACAUUGACUUACGCUUGAGGAAGAUGAGGAGUGGAGGCACAGGCUGCUGGAGGGGUUGAAGGGCGGGUUUCAGGGCAGCAGUGGGAUCACCAGCCUCUCCUGGCUACAUUUUCAGGCCAGGGGGCUGUGGGCACCUGGAACAAUCCUAACCUGAUGGGUCGCUCUCCACAGUCAUCCAACCCAUCUUAUCUCCUCUGCCCCAAGGAUUUGGAGAGCCAGUGUCUGAAUGUGAUUACAAGCUUUCUCACCCAGACAGGUCAUCCGCUGUCAGACCUCUUUCCUGCCCCAAAACCAUUAAGGAAAAACAGCAGGAAUGACAGGUUGUAGAAUGUGGUUUAGUCUAUAAAAGUUAAUAUAAGCUCAGCUGUGCCUUGGGAUUUACCUAAUUGCCAUGCAACUCUGACUGUCCACAGUGUUUAGCGCGUGUCAAAUUCUGUAACUAGUUUGUUCUAUAAGAUGGUGUAUUAGUUUUUGCUGCAAAGCAACCUCAAAAAUCUCAGGGGCCUACAAUUACAAACUCGCGCUUUGGGGUCUGCAGGUUGGCUGCGGUGACUGUACUCCAGGCCGUGGAUCUGAUCGAAGUCUGCUCCACAGUGCGUUCCUUAGUCUCUUUUGGGUCCCAGGUGAAGGCAUAGCAAUCCCUGAGGCCCUUUCUUUCUCAUGGCAGAAGCACAAGAGGCCAAACCAAACCCUGCAAGCACAAAUAGAGCCCCUGCUCAUGUGUGACGUGUGAAAUGUACCUGUUCUGUUGGCCAAAACACAAGGCCACGCCCGCCCUCAGUGGGGUGAGCCAGUACACCGCCAAGGCACAGUGACACAGUCUGCACGCAUGCUGCAAGGUAGUUUUAAAGCCUGGAAAGGAAUCUCAAAAUUUGUGGUAGAUCAUGAAUUUUUUCCCCUCUGCUUUACAAACAUUCCAUCAUUUUUAAAAGUUAAUUGUUUAAUAUUGUAGUAAUAAUUAGAAGGGAAUCUGUUGGGGGAGGCCGGGGGCCUGGAGUGAGCUGGGGAAGAGUGUGUCUUGAGACGCAUCUGUAAACUGAGGAGAGGCCGAGGAGGCUCCGCGUGGGACAGCUGUGUGACAGUGCCGUCCUCCAAGGCCUUCUCUGGGCGGCUCUGCAGGAUGCUAGGAGAGGCCAAGCCUGGGCACAGGGAAACCAGCCAGGCAGGAGGAAGAAGCAGGGUCUAGAUAGGCCUCGGCAGCACGCUAGAUGAGGGAAGAAGCCGACCCUCCCAGCAAACGUGAGAAGGUGACAUUCCUGGCUCAGUAAAGGGAACUUGGGGGAUCCAGGGAGCUCGCAGACUGACGGGAAGGCUGACGUCAAGCUCAGCCAGCACGUAGGGGUCAAGGGAAGUUGUGCUGCCAGAAACGCAAGCAAGUUCGUACCGCAGGGACCGUUUGGUGUGAUGCUCCAGCUGGUUUCCCAUCCCUGGCCACGUGACACUGCCACCAAAAUAGAAAAUGCUACCAGUGUUGCCCCUGCUGCCAUGAGUAAUCCCUCAACUGUCUCUGCCAGGAGCUCAAGAUUAGAGUACCAGAAGGGGGGAUAUGACUGGGCAAACCUCAAAUAUGCAUCCUUCUGCGGCUUCCAGAACAGGAGAGGAGACUGUGUCUGCCUCCCUUAGCUCUAGCAGGAGGAAGUAGGACUCUGCUAAAACUCACUCAGUAGAGGAUUUGCCCGCAAAGGAAGGGUGUUCGGAUGCUGGGUUACCAAAGAUAAUGACAAAGUCACUACACCAAGUCCCUUGGCCAUCUGAAGUACAUUCUUCUUCCCACACUUACACUUCAGAAGUACUGCUUCCGUCCAGCAUAAUACAACCAGCCUCGCAACACAGGGUGGCUCCUCCCUUCCCUAAGGAGAGAGGAGAUCAUCCAAAGCUGCUUCAUCGAUCACUUCGUCCGACAUGCUGCAGCAGGUUGAAUGCAGGAGCAGAUGUGGGAAAGCAGCUGCCUUCUAUGAAGCCAGACGUUUAGAGGUUUGCAAAAUGCAAAACAAGGCCACUCUUCUACUUCCAAUUGUUUUUGUUUUGGAAAAUACGGUUAUUUUUCAUUUAAAAAAAGUUAAUAUGUAAUGGAUUUAUUGUUUUUAAAUGAAUUAAUAAAUA